Molecule: messenger RNA, 876 nt
Organism: Penicillium cataractarum
Lineage: Eukaryota; Fungi; Ascomycota; Eurotiomycetes; Eurotiales; Aspergillaceae
Product: PIG-F family protein
Exons: 3
Coding region: 1-876 (291 amino acids)
Biological process (GO): GPI anchor biosynthetic process
Cellular component (GO): endoplasmic reticulum membrane
Source: RefSeq, a predicted model, not a curated record
AUGGCCUCCCCAGCAUCACCUUCAUCCGUGAACACCACGGGCUCAACGAGCCAAGCCCCGGCCGAGAAACCUCCUACUCCCCCCGUCAACAUCCUCCCCUCCCAGCUCGCGCAGACAUAUUCCUACGCGCACCCGGCAAUCCUGCUCGGACUAGGGGCAUGGCGGUUCGAGGCUUUGGUCGCUGACCCCAUGCGGGAGCUUCUUGCGGAUUUGCCCUGGCUUGCUGCGCUGCAGAUCUCCUAUGUCAUGCUAUGUCUCCCGCCAGCGGGGGCGGCAUCUGUCGAAGCUGGUGCUGCAGCGGAUGAGGAGAAGAAGAAGGCUCCCCGGUCACCUUCGGGCCCUUCAGUUACCCUUCGCCCCGGCAAGCCUGGAUAUCGCCGGAAGCAGACUUCAGGGAAGAGCUCUUGGACGUGUGUUUGGGCCAAGUUGAUGCCGGCUUUCCUCUCUCUCGCUCUCACAUCUCUCCUCGCCACACCUGUCAUCGCCGUCCUCCUCGUUCUCUUCGGCGCCCCUCUCACCACUCACAAUGCCGAGACGAUCCUCUGUGCGGCCCACAUGGCUCUGUUGUCUGCAACCGCGCUAGUCUACGUCCACGGCGUAGACGCGUCGGUUUGGAAGGAGGUCUGGGGAAUUGCCCGUCCCGCAGACGCAGUCUGGGGCAGCGCUCUAGGUACUGGCCUGGGCGCUUGGUUCGGAGCUAUUCCGAUCCCGCUUGACUGGGACCGCCCAUGGCAAGCAUUCCCCAUUACCAUCCUUACAGGCGCCUACAUCGGGUACGCGGUCGGAUCGCUGGUCUCUCGGACUCCGUUCAUUUAUGGAAAGCGCAUCCAGUUUGCGCCUGAGCAGACUGAGGAGGAUGAGAAGAAGACUAAUUAG